Fragaria vesca subsp. vesca is the source of this 1408-nucleotide messenger RNA. Its product is annotated as probable receptor-like serine/threonine-protein kinase At5g57670-like. Gene Ontology annotation, molecular function: protein kinase activity; ATP binding. The record is from RefSeq and is a predicted model, not a curated record. The transcript has 7 exons. Bases 111 to 1274 code for a protein of 387 amino acids. Lineage: Eukaryota; Viridiplantae; Streptophyta; Magnoliopsida; Rosales; Rosaceae. Gene Ontology annotation, biological process: protein phosphorylation.
AAAGAGAUAGAGAUAGAGUUCGGGUUCAGUUUGUGUCUGUUCUAGAUAGUACUUCAGCUGCCCCUAUAGAUUUUGUUUCUUGUUUCAAGUUUGGAUAUUUGAAGCCAGAAAUGAAAUACAUUAGGACAAACAGCCUGAAAAGGCUAUUCUCACUCAAAAGAAGAAGCUUGGAAGAAGUCGCAAGCCCACCGAGUGUGUGCUGUAAUGUUGAAGAGAGCAAUGAAAGCCUCAAGAAUGUUGAAGCAAUAGAGCUUUCUCCAAGACCCACAUGGAAAUGCUUCUCCUUUGAAGAGAUUUCAGAUGCCACCAAUGGUUUCAGCUCAGAGAAUUUGGUUGGAAAAGGAGGAUAUGCAGAGGUGUACAGAGGAGUUUUGAAAGGUAAUGAGGAAAUUGCUGUGAAGAGGAUCACAAAAACUGUGACUGAUGAAAGGAAAGAGAAGGAGUUCUUGAAUGAGAUUGGAACUAUUGGCCAUGUUUGCCAUCCAAAUGUGUUGUCACUUGUGGGAUGUUGCAUUGACAAUGGCCUUUACCUCAUCUUCCAUUUCUCCUCCAGAGGCUCUGUUGCUUCUCUUCUCCAUGAUGAAAAUUUGCCACCUAUGGAUUGGAAAACAAGGUAUAAAAUAGCUAUUGGGACAGGUAGAGGCCUCCAUUAUUUGCACAAGGGCUGCCAGAGGAGGAUUAUUCACAGGGACAUUAAGUCCACAAACAUACUAUUGACUGUAGAUUUUGAACCACAGAUAUCUGAUUUUGGACUAGCAAAAUGGCUUCCAUCACAAUGGACUCAUCACUCAAUUGCUCCAAUUGAAGGGACCUUUGGGCACUUGGCACCUGAGUACUAUAUGCAUGGAAUUGUGGAUGAGAAAACAGAUGUCUUUGCUUUUGGAGUUAUUUUAUUAGAGCUCAUCUCAGGCAAGAAACCAGUGGAUGGGUCUCACCAAAGCUUACAUAGCUGGGCAAAACCAAUAUUAAACCAGGAAGAGAUUGAUCAGCUGGUAGAUCCAAGGCUUAGAGGGGCCUAUGAUGUUACACAACUAAAAAGACUUGCCUUUGCAGGAUCUCUCUGCAUUCGAGCAUCGCCGACAUGGCGUCCUACCAUGAGCGAGGUGUUGGAGGUUAUGGAAUUAGAAGGUGAAAUAGACAAAGAGAGGUGGAAGAUGCCAGAGGAAGUAGAAGAAGAGCAUGAUGAGUUCUGGGGUUUUGAGGAUCUGGAAUAUGAGUUUGACAGUUCCUUCUCAGUUUCACCCCAUGAUUCCAUUUCUACAAGAAGCCGUUAGGGUUUAAGGGGGUUCUUGGAAACUUUGUUACUUAAACCUCAAUGUUUAUCAAACCAACGUGUACAGUUCACAAGUUUUUGUAUAUAAAUUAUAAAAAGCAUAAUAUAUAAAUAUAGAGACGAGAGCUGUUGUUA